Molecule: messenger RNA, 2379 nt
Organism: Durotheca rogersii
Lineage: Eukaryota; Fungi; Ascomycota; Sordariomycetes; Xylariales; Xylariaceae
Product: cytochrome P450
Exons: 5
Coding region: 252-1907 (551 amino acids)
Molecular function (GO): heme binding; oxidoreductase activity, acting on paired donors, with incorporation or reduction of molecular oxygen; monooxygenase activity
Source: RefSeq, a predicted model, not a curated record
CGUCCGUAACAUCGGGUUAGCCUUGAUCUAGCUGAUCAUGCCCCUGUGUAACUAUGACAAGUCUUGAGCGAUAUUAAAUCGUGGCUGGCUGUCGUGAGUAAACGGGCUUGAGGAUGAGACCUCUACCCAAGGCCGUCCGCACUCGCUCAACUUAAGAUUUCUCAACUCCGCCCUGUUCAACCGGGCGUUGGUCAACUCAAUACCUCUCGACCCACGAUCCUAAGCAUCGCACUCGAUAGACCCCCCAUACCAUGGCAGUCUCGAUGCCUCCUAUCACAGGAGCAGUAGCGGCGGCGGUGGUGACGAUUAUGGUGUUUCUCUCCUACGGGCUCCGACGAGUUGGGCGGCGACCGAAAGGAUUCCCUCCCGGGCCCCCGACACUGCCUCUGAUAGGAAACAUCCAUCAGAUCCCUAGUGAAAGGCCCCAUUUGCAGUUUCAGAAAUGGGCACAGGAGUAUGGCCCGAUAUACUCGCUCAUUCUGGGCACACGGGUCGUCGUAGUCCUCUCAUCCGAUGCGGCGGUCAAGGAUCUGUUGGAUAAGCGCAGCAACAUUUACUCCUCGAGAGAGGGCUUUUACCUGGCAAGGGUCCUUAGCGGCGGGUAUAGGAUGGUGCUCAUGGAAUACGGCGAGACGUGGCGCAUGGUCCGCAAGCUCGUACAUAAUAGUCUCAAUAUCGUAUCAUCUCGAGCCUACGUCCCGUACCAAGACCUUGAGAACAAGGCGAUGCUUUUGGGGUUCCUCAAGGACCCUUCUCAGUUCUUCGGCCACAUUCGGAGAUACACGAACUCUCUGUCCACGCAGAUGCUGUUUGGAUUCCGCACCACUAGGAAUGACGAUCCGAAACUCUUGCAACUCUACCAUGGGUUCGAUAAAUUUAGCGAGGCCGCUGCGUCGCAACCCGCAGCCAUGCUUGAUAUUUUCCCCAUACUGAGGCAUCUUCCAGAUGCUCUCGUGCCUAUGAAGAGGCGUGCGAGGGAGUUUCACCGGCAGGAGCUAGACCUAUACAAGGGACACUACUUAGAGACGCGAAGGAAGAUUCGGCAGGGCAUAGCCAAGCCGUGCUUUUGCGUCGACCUCGUUCGGGCGCAAGAAGAACAGCACUUCUCCGACGAUAUUGCUUGCUACGUCAGCGGGACGCUCCUGGAGGCCGGGUCAGAUACGACGGCAGCUACUUUAAUAGGCUUCGUUCAGGCCAUGGUCAUUUUCCCAGAGGUGUCCAAAGCUGCGCAGGCCGAAAUUGAUCGGGUAUGCGGAGACCGCCUCCCAGAUCUGAACGACGUCCCCGAUCUCCCGUAUAUCCGGGGAUGCGUAAAGGAGAGUCUACGCUGGAUGCCGACGGCUAUCAUGGGCAUACCGCAUGCGGUUACUCGCGACGACGAAUACAUGGGGUACAAGAUCCCGAAAGGUGCUGAGGUCAUGUAUAAUGUCUGGGCGAUUCACAACGACCCGAAGCGGCACCCGGAUCCGCGACGGUUCGAUCCGACCCGCUGGGCCAACGACAGCCAAACCUCGCAAGAAGCGGCCACCAACCCAGAUGUGUCUAAGCGUGACCAUUUCACGUUCGGCGCCGGGCGUCGUCUGUGCCAGGGUAUGCAUAUCGCGGACCGGUCUCUCUUCCUAGCCAUAUCACGGCUGCUCUGGGCCUUCGACUUCGGGAAGGCCGUCGAUAAGACAAGCGGGAAGGAGAUCACCCCCGACACGAAUGCCUUAUCACGAGGCAUGCUCGUCACGCCGGAGCCGUUCGAGGCUAACAUCAAGCCGAGGAGCGCGCGGAAGGCCGACCAGAUACGAGAGGAGUGGAGGAAGGCGACGGCGCUGCUUGAUAGGGAGAUGCAGUGGGAAAACGUGCCGGAAGGUCUGAUCUGGAGGGACUACGAGCCAGCGGAACAUGCGGCGGCAAGGUGAUCGGGGCCACACGUUGGCGGGCGGAAUCGAAGCUGACUACUCCUCACCAACCUAUAGUUAUCAGCUCGACGGGUCGCAUGGAUAACGGGAGGCUGCUGGUUGGCGUGACGCCGCGUUCGAUAGCUAUCUGCGCACGUAGGUGUUUGGUGGUGGCUUAUGGAAUUAUGUGAGAUCUCCACGGCACCUGCGCAUAGGAAGAAGCCCGCGGGUAGGGAUGAAGACGUGUCAGGACGAAGAUGUGUAAGAUGUGUAGUGGGUGAAAAGGGGUGGGUGGAACUGGAAGGGAUUCACUCCUCUCGAUGUGCAUAGCUUAAUUGGGUACCUGGGUACCUACUUACGGGUGUGCCACCUUCCAACUCCUUUCGGUGCUUCCCACUGCUACUGACGUCAUUGGCCAUAAACUAGGCACCUAAGGUACUCAUAGGCAGGCACAGGUAUUCCAUCUGCUUACGUGGGUAGUAUAAAUGGUCCG